ACAAAGCUCUCCCAUCCUCAAAAGGAAAGGAAUGGCCACCCCAACGUUAAAAUCGGACUCUCUCUCGUAUAUAAACUUGCGUUUCCCGGCGAAUUCACAAUAACAUAGACAGAGAGAGCGAUUGAACAAUGAAACCCUUGUGACCUUUCUCUGAUCGAUUUUCCGUCAAAAUUAAAAUUUUCCGGGAAAGUUGGUGCGAGUAGUCGGAGUGUUUGCGUUUGUGUUUGUGUUUGCUAAAUGUAAAUGGUGAUGUUGGGGGAAGAGAGGGAGAGAGGAGGAGGAGGAGGAGGAGGAAGAGCAGAGAAGUUGAUGGCGAUGGGACCGGAGAGAUCGAAGCCGUUGCACAAUUUCAAGAUGCCGUGUUUGAAGUGGGGGAAUCAGAAACUUCUGAGGUGUAUGAAGAUGAAUCCGAAUGGCGAAGACUCUUCUUCCUCCGCUGAUCAGAGGUUUUUUUCAGCUUCCAAACUGGAUAAGAAGGGUUUGAUCGAGCCGCGUCGGAGGGAGGAGCUCGAGAAGUCGCCGUCGCCGGCGGAGAGACGGCGGAAAUCGAACGACGGAGACCAGAGAAUCGACGCGUUUAGGACCAAACUGAUGUUCCAUCUCCAGACUGCGGCUGAUAAGAUUAAAGAUGCGAUUUUGAGGAAAGGUUCGGAGGAGGAGGAGGAACGGCCCGCCGCGGCGGCGGCGGCUUCAGUACCGGCGGCGGAGGCGGAGACCGAAGCUUCGAGGCCGUGGAAUUUGAGAACGAGACGAGCUGCGUGUAAGGCUCCGAAUGGAAUGAACGGAAACCUAAUAAUCGGUGGCGGUGGCGGUGGCGGUGGCGGUGGUGGUGGUAAUGGUGGCGGAGCAAAGAGUUUGCAGAUUGAAGAGCGGAAACCUAAUUACUCGCCGUCGAGAACUGAAAACAAAUCUCCGAAAUUGCGCGGAGAUGUCACGGCCGCCGCCGCGGAGGACUCUCCUACCGGCGAGAAGCGAGAGAGGGCGAAAUUCUCGGUUUCACUUUCACGGCGAGAGAUUGAAGACGAUUUCAUGAAUUUGACAGGACAUCGGCCGCCUCGGAGACCCAAGAAACGUCCCAAGAUUGUCCAGAAACAAUUGGAUACUCUGUUUCCGGGGUUGUGGAUGACAGAAAUUACAGCUGAUAUUUACAAAGUUCCUGAUGUUCCCGAGACUGGAAAUAGGUAGUAAUUGGAGGAGGAGUUGCCAUUGUUUGUGGAAGUUUCAAGGUUCAUCUGUUUGCUGACUCCACUGGUGUAUUGGGACCUCUUAUUAGUGGUAUACUCUGCACCAUCUUUGUCAAUUGGGAAUUCGAUGAAAUUGUUGAAUUCCCGGGUAAGAUGUGGUGUAAGCUUUAGUCAGUCAUAAAGCUAAUCUUGUUAAUUUAGUCAUAUUUAAUCUUGUUUCUUGGGAAUAAAUUUGUAUAGAGAACAAAAUGGAGGAUGAUGUUUGGAGAAGGAAUUACUUCCAUGUAUUGAGCUUGUUCUUUGGAGUAUGCUAUCGCUUUAUUUUGUUCUCUUGUUGAUGAAUUGCUGAUAUUUAGCCUUAACAUUGUGUAGCAUCUAAUUGUGGAAUGUGCUUGGCUAGAUUUAGUUCAAAUUUUGGAAAUAGGAGAGAUGAGAGCAUGAGUGAGUAUUGUUUCUGUGAAAUUUUUUGAGCUUCAUCUUUCUAUAAAUACCUCAAUUGUUCCUACUCA
Messenger RNA from Camellia sinensis, 1693 nucleotides. RefSeq lists its product as uncharacterized. The record is from RefSeq and is a predicted model, not a curated record. Lineage: Eukaryota; Viridiplantae; Streptophyta; Magnoliopsida; Ericales; Theaceae.